AUGGUUCAAGUUCAACGGAACAACGACUGUAAGAUGGCGAAUCAAGAAUUUCUCGAACAAAAGCCUGGUUUUGCCACCACUGCUAUUCACUGUAGGGUAGAAUCGAAGGAGACUUGCACAGGUGUAGUGCAGCCUAUAGUAACAGCAGCUACGUUCCAACUUUCUGAACCCGUUGUAGAGGAUAUUGGCACGCGAACCAUCGAACCAACCAUCGAACGCAAGAACGAAAAAUCUGAGCACUGCUUAGCAGAAUUAGAAGGCGGCAAAUAUGGAUUUGCUUUCUCUUCCGGUCAUGGAGCGAUGUCGACAAUUUGUAUGAUGCUGAGCCAAGGAGAUCACCUUCUUACCGAUAACGAAAUCUACGCUGGUACUGCUUGCCUUUUUAGGAAAAUCAUUUCAAGAAUGGGAAUUGAAAUUACUUUUACAGACUUCACAAAUAUUAAAAAUAUUGAAAAUUCAAUUCAAAAGAAUACAAAGAUGGUUUGGGUGGAAACUCCAACAAAUCCGACGAUUAAACUUCUUGACAUAGCUGCCAUAAGCAAAUUGGCUAAAAGUCGCGGUGAUAUCCUUGUUUGUGUCGAUAACACGUUCCUUACAUCGUAUUUUCAAAAACCUCUAGAUCUUGGUGCUGAUAUCAGCAUGUUUUCUGCAACUAAGUAUAUAAAUGGUCACUCAGAUGUUGUAAUGGGUGCAGCGAUUGUUAAGGAUGAGAAAAUAGCAAAAAUAUUGAAAAGUCUACAAAUGUAUGUAGGAGCGGUGCCUUCUCCCAUGGAUUGUUAUCUCGUAACUAGAAGCUUGACAACAUUGUCUUUACGCAUGGAACGACAUCAACAAUCAUCUUUAACUAUUGCCAAGUGGUUAUUAACCCAGAACCACGUGUUAGAAGUAUUACAUCCAGGACUUCCAGAACAUCCACAACAUGAACUUGCAAAAAGACAAAGUUUUGGUCAUUCGGGUGUCUUCAGUUUUAGGCAUUCUGGUGAAUUUAGGGAAUCUAAAACAUUUCUGUGUGCCCUUAAACUGUUCGCAUUGUGUAUCAGUUUAGGUGGAACAAGAAGUUUAGUACAAUUACCGUCUACGAUGACACACGCGGUGCUUUCUGAAAAACAACGAAUUGAUAUUGGUGUCACAGAUUCUCUUAUAAGACUUUCAAUUGGGCUAGAAGACCCCGAAGACCUUAUAAAAGAUUUAGAUCAAGCUUUUAAAGAAGCUUUUCAUAAAUAA
This is a messenger RNA of Arctia plantaginis, 1224 nucleotides long. Lineage: Eukaryota; Metazoa; Arthropoda; Insecta; Lepidoptera; Erebidae. The record is from the annotation of a GenBank genome assembly.